This is a messenger RNA of Puma concolor (puma), 792 nucleotides long. The record is from RefSeq and is a predicted model, not a curated record. Lineage: Eukaryota; Metazoa; Chordata; Mammalia; Carnivora; Felidae.
AUGACCAUGGCCAUGAAAAAAGGGUCAAGUGGAGAGAAAGAUUUUGUAAGAGAUAAGAAAUUAAGAAAAAGGGCUGAAAUCAAGUAUUUCCUACAAGACUAUUUAUGGAUAAUCACUGUUUCUCCUUACUGCCUCAUUUUAACCUUCCUUAUCUGGAUUUUGUUUCUGACUUUUCUGCAUCAACUUUCUUGUUUUGUCCACAGGAACCAAGAAAACCAGAGUGCUGAAGUCACUUUCAUUCUCUUGGGCUUUUCAGAAUAUCCAGAACUCCAGAUGCCCCUGUUCCUGGUAUUCCUGACCAUCUACACAGUCACUGUUUUGGGAAAUCUGGGCAUGAUCAUGAUUAUCCAGAUCAAUCCCAAACUCCACACCCCCAUGUAUUUUUUUCUCAGCCAUUUAUCUUUGGUUGAUUUCUGUUACUCUACAGUAGUGACACCCAAACUAUUAGAAAACUUGAUUGUGGAAGACAGAACCAUCUCCUUCACAGGCUGCAUCAUGCAAUUCUUCUUUGCGUGCAUAUUCGUGGUGACAGAAACCUUCAUGUUGGCCGUGAUGGCAUAUCACAAGGCCUUCUCCACGUGUGCUUCCCACCUGAUCGCUAUCACAAUCUUCCAUGGGACCAUUCUCUUCCUGUACUGUGUUCCCAACUCCAAAAGUUCAUGGCUCAUGGUCAAGGUGGCUUCUGUCUUUUACACUGUGGUCAUUCCCAUGCUGAACCCACUGAUCUAUAGCCUCAGGAACAAAGAUGUGAAGGAGACAGUCAAGAAGUUAAUCAAUACCAAAUUAUCGUGA